GGUUGACUGGAGAUCCGGACGGCAUGUGAUGACCUUCAGUGUUUCGGUGCGAACCUACGUCCAUGGGCUAAACACACUUACCACCGACCCACUACUAAUACAGUCGCCUCUCGAUUAACAUGAGUUUAAAUAAAGCGUUUUUGACUUAACACAAGUUGAUAUUCAACCCUUUCUUUGCUAAACGCUCGCAGCGAGUGUUAGGCGUAUUUGCUGGUGGUGCUAAACGCUCCCUGCGAGCUCCACCCGCACUCAAAUCUCCCGUGUAUGAGUGUGUUCCAACACUAAUUCUCACAACACAGGAUUGACAAUUGAGUGUGUUCUUCACUAAAUUUGGUGGAAAAUCAUGUCAGCCCAGCGCGGAAAAUCUAUGGACGAGCAACUGGUGGAUGUUGUUGUCCAAUAUAACGACAUUUUUGCAUAGGUUCACAUGACUGAUAUUUUGACCAAAUAGUUGUAAAUAUUGCAGUUGUCAAUACUGCCCUACCAGCACCCCAUCAUCAAGAGAUCUACAGUAGUUGCCUUGCGGCUGACCGUCGCGCAUGUAUAAAUGUACGUCUUCACAGGCAACACCCCCUCAACGUGCCUGUACUUUCGCAGGAGAGGUUUACAUUACUGAAUCCUAUAGAUCUUGGCCUCCUCUUUCCAAUGGUGUUUUUGUUUUGUAGCUGUGAUGAAUAGCAGGGUUGCCAGAUGGCCGAUUUUCCGGCCAAAUUAGUUAAAUUUGACCGUGAACAGUGUUGUUUGGCCGUAGAGAUCGGGGAUUUUUACGGCCAAAUUAUUUGGCCGAUUUUUGGUCGUUGUUUGGCUGAAAUGCAGAAAAAUAGCUGCUAAAAAAUUUGUAUCUUCCUCGACGUUGGGAUGUUGACAGGCCUCCUGUCCGUCGCCAUGGUAACCAUACAGAAACCAAACCUGUACGGGUAGUCGGGUACCGCGGUACAUGAAAGAGACACGUCACACACUUCCUUUAGUCUCCCUUCCCCGCUUCCGCCGUUCGAGUGUCGUGAUAAGCAAGUGAUUUUUUUUUUCUUUUGUAGACACAUACCUUAUUUGGAACGUCAACCAUGGCCUCUGUGAAAUCGUCGUGGAAAGAACGUUAUGACAGUGGGAGAAAGUAUAAUCCUUCAUGGGAAGAAAAGUUUGUAUGGGUUACGAGGACAAGUGAUGGGAGUGAGAAUGCAUUCUGCAAACUUUGUAAAACUACCCUUGCUCCCAGGGCCAGUCGUUUGGCAGAGCACGAAAAAAGCAAAGGACAUGCAAGUAGAGUGAAAGCUGCGUCAGGUAGCAGGGGUCUGCGAGAAAUGUUCUCUCCACAAGAGCGAAAAGAAGAGAAGAAGCGAGUUGAACUAGAAUUAGCUGUGGCUAUUUUUUGCCAUUGCAGUAUGGCAAAUGUUGACCAUAUUGGUGAGAUAAUCAGAAGAAAUGGAAGAGGAAGUGAACUACAAAAUAUUCAGCUCCAUCGUACCAAGUGUACUAAGCUUAUUUCUAGAGUUGUCUCUCCCGCCUUGCUGGAUGAGUUGAAAGAGGAUGUGAAGGGUAAGAAAUUCUCUGUCCUUGUUGAUGAGGCAACAGAUUUGGCAGUAAACAAGCAUGUAUGUGUUGUAAUUAGAUAUUUCAGUGAGUCAAGAUGCAAAAUUGCCACAGAGUUUGUAGGGUUGGUGCCAGUUGUUGGUGCUACAGGCAAUGAUAUAUUCUUAGCACUGAACACUCUGCUUGAAAAGAUCGGAUUAACGCUGUCUGACUGUGUUGGAUUUGCAAGUGAUGGCGCGUCUUCAAUGACAGGAGAACACAACUCUGUGUGGUCCAGAGUGAGACAGCAGUCACCAUAUUGUCAGCUAAAUAAGUGUGUCUGCCACUCACUAUCCCUUUGCGUGGAAAAGGCAUUUGAUAAGCUUCCAUCUAGUCUUGGAUAUCUUCUGCAUGAAAUCCCUAAGUGGUUUAGCAAGAGCAUAAUCCGCAGAGAGAAGUACAAGGAACUUUUCCUUGUUAUGGAUCCCAAUGAAUAGAGAAAGGGAACUCCUCUUCCUUUUCAAAAGCUUUCAAAUACACGUUGGCUUGUAAGAGGAAAGGUUCUCUACAAUCUUUUAGUAAACUGGGAAGAGCUGCAAGCUUAUUUUGCUGUUGCAUUGCCUGUAGCAGAUGCCUCUUGUCGCUAUAAGGCACGAGAAAUCUUGAACAUGCUCAAAGACCCUCUUAAUAAGCUCUACUUUCACUUUGUCACACCAGUUGUCUCAGAAUUCGAGAGGGUUAAUGCACACUUCCAAACAACUGAUGGUGACCCACAAGAACUGCUCAGAGAAUUGGUUCUACAUCACAAGAGCUUGCAAGACAGAGUUGUCGACAGAAUGGGUAAAGCACUACCACAACACAAGGUGGACUAUGGUGCUAAAUUCACACAGGAGUUGGAUGCCUUCUUAAGCAGUCAGAAAUAUUCUGCUGAAGCUGUUCGUAAGGUAAAUGAACUCAAAGAAAGAUGCUCAAAUCUUUUGCUAGAAGCUUUGACUCAGGUCGAGAAAAGACUACCAGUGGCCAAAGAUAUCUUCAGAGAAUUAAGUGCAUUCACUCCAAAGAAGGUAUUGAGCCAGGUAGAACGUGUAUCAUUCACAAACCUACCCCUACCUCACCUGCGUAGCUGCAAUGAAGAUAUCAUUGAAGAGCAAUAUAGAAAAAUACUACACGUAGCAUGGACUGAAGAGUCAAUUUUUGAUGGUGAAAUUCCUUUAGAUUCUGUAUCUUUUUGGUCAAGAGUACAGCAGUACAAGACGUCAUCAGGGAAGUACGUCUUCAAAGAAUUAUCCAAUUAUGUCCUGGCUUGCCUAACAACCCCAGUCAGCAACGCAGUGGUUGAAAGAAUAUUUUCAACGGUGACUAACGUAAAAACAAAAUCAAGAAAUCGCCUUCAUACUGACAUGUUGGAUUCCAUCAUACGAAUUCGCUCGCACCUUCAGUUCCAAAAUAAAUGCUGUAAGGACUUCAAGGUUACAGCUCGCAUGCUGCAACUAUUCAACGCUGCGAACAUGUAUGCCACUCCAAACCAAGAGGAAGAAAUAGAGGAUAUACUGGAAUACUUCAACUAACAACGUCAGUGCCUUACAAAUGGAAACUGAAAAAAAUUGGCCGAUUUGGCCGUGACUUUGGGUGAGAUUUGGCCGUCAACUGCUGUCGGACAUCUGGCAACCCUGAUGAAUAGUUUUUGAGAUACAGAGGUUAAAAGAGAUCCCCUUCCCCCGCUGGGGUGCCCGAGCGCGCCUGAGGGGAUAGUCUCACUGUGAGCACUUAGCAAUGAAAGGGUUAAGAAGAUACGUUUGACUAACGCAAUAUGUUCAAUUUAACUGUCUUUCUCCUCAGUCUGAAGCUAGCCAGCACUGUGAGUGGAACAUUUCUCUGGAAUACACACACUGCAUUUUGACCCCUACUAUGGCACCCAAGCGUACUUCCACCUCGUCCAGUGACAUAAGAACAUAGGAGUCUGCAAGAGGCCGGUAAGCCUGCACGAGGCAGCUCCUCUGAACCUUGGCUCCCGUGUGUCUAACCCUACCUAAUAUCGCUGUCCAUGACGCAUCAACAAAGUGAUGGUGGUGAGUGUUUUUGUUGUGUCAGUGACUUACAAAUGUAAUGUAGCAAUUCUUUCUUUAGAAAACUUUAACUUAACCCGGUGGUGGCAGGGAUCAUGUUUCUUAAUGGUCCCUCCAAGCAAGAAAAAUGAGAAAAAAUCACCCCCCACACAAACCAUUUCAUAUUAUAUAUCAAAGCAUUUGUGAUCAGUUUAUGUGUUACUUUCCUCUCUGUCAAAGGCUGUAAAAUAAGGCAAAAAGUAAGCAGAAAAAUAUAUAUCUACCCUUGCAGGUGAAAAUAUAGCCUGUUAGCUUUUGAGACCAAACCAUGUAGUGAGCCUCCUCCUCCCUCCCUGCUGGCUAGGCUUCCUUUUAAUAUGUAUUUCCACACAUGAUGCGGCCAAUAUUAGGAGUCUUUUUCCCACCAAUAUUUACUGUAUAAUUAUGACUUGACUCCUGCAUUAGCACCGGUGAG
This is a messenger RNA of Eriocheir sinensis (Chinese mitten crab), 4026 nucleotides long. Its product is annotated as protein ZBED8-like. Bases 1062 to 2003 code for a protein of 313 amino acids. The record is from RefSeq and is a predicted model, not a curated record. The transcript is spliced from 2 exons. NCBI's taxonomy places the organism in Eukaryota, Metazoa, Arthropoda, Malacostraca, Decapoda, Varunidae.